AUGUAACAUUUUGUAACUGGAAUAUUUCAAUCUUUUAGCAUGUGUGGCCUCAGGAAUAAGCUAGUUCAUAUGCUUGCCUUUCGUCCGCCUUAAGCCACAUAUGAACUUAGAUUGAGGGAGCAGAAGAAAUAGAGGGUUAAUAAGAAAUAGCGAUACUACUCAUUCGAUGACAGUGGGUACUUCAACUUGUAAAACAAUUCGGAAUAAUAAUUGACACUAACAAAUGAUUAAUAAUAUUUGCAUAGGAGAAGAAAGACAGUGAGGAAUCCUGAAUUAUAUCCGGAAUAUGAUUUCAUCAAAAUACCGAAUAAGAAAAUACAUUUGGAUGAAGAAAUAGUAGUGAGAUCUGAUACAUGCAAAGUAACAUCAUAUUUUCUGAACCAAAACAAUAAUUAACAAAUAGCAUCAGUGCAUUUGGAUAGGAAUAGUGAUUACGUAAUAUUGUUCAGUCAUGGCAAUGCCUGCGAUUUGGGAACCAUGAUCGACAAAUUGAUUAAACUCGUGUCCUACACCAAAACCAACGUUUUUGCAUACGAGUAUAGUGGGUAUGGUCAAAGCGAAGGAAAGAUCAAUGAUCUAAGCAUUAUUCGCAAUAUCCAAGUGGCCUACAACUUCCUGAUCCAUCAAUUAGGAUAUAAACCAACACAAAUAAUCGUUUAUGGUUACAGCAUUGGUUCAGGCCCUAGUGUAACAUUAUCAUCCAAUCCGUAAUUCCCAAUAGGUGGCUUGAUUAUUGAGAGUGGAUUCAGUUCUGGAUUGAGAGUCAUUAGUAAUAAAAUAGAGGACACUCCUUACUAUGAUAUAUUCCCGAAUAUCGAUCGGAUCUAAUUCAUCAGAUGCCCUAUAUUUAUUAUGCAUGGGGCAAAUGACAAGAUUAUUUCCGAUGAUCAUGCAAAACAACUAGCCCAGAAAUCAAGCAACUUGUAUGAGUUGUGGAUUCCUGAUAAUGUUGGGCAUUCAGGUAUUGAUACUGACAUUCAGUAUCGGAAAAGUUACUUUUAGAAAUUGAAAGAAUUUAUUGAUUAUAUUGCCUUAUAAAAUGACAACAUUCCUGAUCUAAUUAAUAAGAAUACUGCCAAAUCACAUGAGGUUACAUAAUGUAAACAUUAUUAUUAAACUAAAUUAUUCUGA
Paramecium tetraurelia is the source of this 1131-nucleotide messenger RNA. RefSeq lists its product as uncharacterized. The record is from RefSeq and is a predicted model, not a curated record. Lineage: Eukaryota; Ciliophora; Oligohymenophorea; Peniculida; Parameciidae. The transcript has 4 exons.